Messenger RNA from Lachancea fermentati, 1350 nucleotides. The record is from the annotation of a GenBank genome assembly. NCBI's taxonomy places the organism in Eukaryota, Fungi, Ascomycota, Saccharomycetes, Saccharomycetales, Saccharomycetaceae.
AUGAGUGACACCAUCAGCUUUGAUGCCACAACAAAGGAGCAUCAGCUGCCGUUUGAAUUUGGUGCGGAUUAUUCUCCCAACGUUUCCUACCACUUUAAUGCUGAUGUUUCACAAUUUCACUAUGGUGUGAAGCAUCCAAUGAAACCCUUUCGCUUAAUGCUCACAGACCAUCUGGUAUCGUCAUAUGGACUGCACAAGAUAAUGGACCUUUACGAAACACGACCAGCUACCAGAGAUGAGCUGCUUGAAUUUCACUCUAAAGACUACGUUGAGUUUCUGUCUAAAGUUACACCCGAUACCAUCGCUAAAAUGCCUCGAGGAUCCCUUGAAAAGUUUAACAUCGGUGAUGAUUGCCCAAUAUUCCAGGGCCUGUACGAUUAUUCGACUCUAUAUGCCGGUGCUUCGUUGGAUGCUACUCGCAAACUGAUAAACGGGCAGUCCGAGAUAGCCAUAAACUGGUCUGGAGGGUUACAUCACGCAAAAAAGGGCAACCCAUCCGGGUUUUGUUAUGUUAAUGAUAUUGUUCUCAGUAUAAUUAAUUUACUUCGGUAUCAUCCUAGAGUUCUCUAUAUUGAUAUCGAUUUGCAUCAUGGCGAUGGUGUUCAGGAAGCAUUUUACACAACAGAUCGAGUGUUUACAGUUUCUUUCCAUAAAUACAAUGGAGAGUUUUUCCCAGGAACAGGCAAUCUAGAUGAGAUAGGAUGCUCAAGAGGGAAACAUUUUGCAUUAAAUGUCCCACUGGAUGACGGUAUCGAUGAUGAAUCCUAUAUCAAUUUAUUCAAGAGCAUAAUCGAUCCUCUCAUUAGCUCCUAUAGACCUACUGUGAUAAUUCAGCAAUGUGGGGCGGAUUCGCUAGGGCAUGAUAGGCUUGGCUGUUUCAAUCUUAAUGUCAAGGCGCAUGGUGAAUGCGUAAAAUUUGUGAAAUCAUUUGGUCUGCCGAUGUUGGUAUUAGGAGGUGGUGGUUACACACCUCGAAAUGUCUCGCGUGUUUGGACUUAUGAGACAGGUGUCCUAAAUGGUGUUCUACUGCCGAAAGAUAUUCCAGAAAAUAUACCUUUUAGAGACUGGUUUGGCCCCGAUUUUUCUCUGCACCCAGUGUUAGACGAGUUAUAUGAGAACAAGAAUACUAAAAAGUUCUUAGAAAACGUAAGAAUCAGAUGUUUGGAAAAUAUACGCUACCUUCAAGGGGCUCCAAGUGUUAGAAUGGAUUCGGAAAUAAUUCCGACUCAAGAUGUCAGUGCAUUAACCCAAGAAGAGGAACUCGCAAUCAGAGAACUGAAUGAAGAAAAUGACCGAUAUAGACGACUACAGAUGGAGAAGGAAAAUUUCAAAAUUGGCGAGCUAUACUAA